AUGGCCUGCUACUACUCCAAAUUUCCAUUUGUGAGAAAAGUGAAAGACCUGACAGCCAAAACAAUCACUACAGUGGCUCGAGGACUCCUAGCAGAGCAAGGAAUACCAGAGCAGAUCAUAUGUGACAAUGGAACCCAGUUCACAUCACAAGAAUUCAAAAAGCUAGCCGAUGAGUAUGGGUUCAAUAUUACAACUUCAUCUCCACACUACCCCAAAGGUCAUGGGUUUAUAGAAAGACAGGUGCAGACAGUGAAGAGAACACUAGUCAAAUGCCGUGAGACUAAGGAAGACCCACACCUGGCACUUCUGUCUCUACGAGCGACACCACUGAGAGCUGAUAUGAAAUCCCCAGCAGAAUUGUUGAAUGGCAGGAGGUAUAAAACUACCCUGCCAACUAAGAUCCAACCUCCUAUUGACCAGGAAGAAACAAGGGUCUACACCGGUUGCGUUACUCCUCUGCAAGCUCGUCAUAAGACAGCUAUUUGGGUGUGCGUUCAUCCGCUAUUCGAACAAUAUGACCAGACCAUCUCAUUUGGUUUUUCAGAAUUAUUGAUUUCAUUGAAGUGA
Messenger RNA from Octopus sinensis (East Asian common octopus), 567 nucleotides. RefSeq lists its product as uncharacterized. Bases 1 to 567 code for a protein of 188 amino acids. The transcript has 2 exons. Gene Ontology annotation, biological process: DNA integration. The record is from RefSeq and is a predicted model, not a curated record. Gene Ontology annotation, molecular function: nucleic acid binding. Lineage: Eukaryota; Metazoa; Mollusca; Cephalopoda; Octopoda; Octopodidae.